CUCCAUCAACGGACUCUUUGAUCCCCUCGAGACCCUGGACAAUCUCACUCCAGAGCAGAUGGUUGGACUGAUUGUUAAUACUCAACCUGGUGUGCCACAGAAUGUCGUCAUCAAUACAGUGUUUGACCAUCUGCUUGUGUCUCCUGUGGAGCGAGGACUUCCAGAUGUUCUUGAGCUCUUGUAUAUUUUCUCCACAACGAGUCCACUCAGCUGUCAAACCAACCAGAUAAUUUUCACGAGGCUGGAGCAGAUCUUGAGCUCAGGAGCGGGUGAUCUGGAGCCCGUCGUCUGGGCGAGCGUUUAUAAGUUCAGCCGCACGGCUCCUGCAGACUGCGCUCUUCUCCCAGUCGUGAAUGAGUGUGCCGUGACUCCAUUCAACGAGACUCGGGUGUGCAGUGGAGUGGACAGUUCUGCAGCACAGCAGUGCUUGAACGAAGGACGGGUUUGUGGCUUCAGUAUUGCAGCACAUGCAUGCGCCCCGGUGCUGAAUGUGAGCGUGGAGUAUCUGGUCACACUACUGAACUCUCACCUGUCUGAUGAUGACAUGAGCUCAGCUGAGAGCUGGAAACUCUUCCUGACCAGAGUCUCACACCUGCUGGACAUCGCCCUCGAGCAGCUCUCCAGCCAGGUACAGGACAGACUCAUUUCACACUGCAACUAAACCUUGUGCUGGUGCUGAUGAUCUUCUGUGUGUAGUCGGUGUGGUGGAGCAGCAGCUCUGCUUCAGUGGUGCUGGACGUCCUGCGGGAGCUGCGGCUGGACAGACUGAUGGA
Sinocyclocheilus rhinocerous is the source of this 773-nucleotide messenger RNA. RefSeq lists its product as uncharacterized. The record is from RefSeq and is a predicted model, not a curated record. Lineage: Eukaryota; Metazoa; Chordata; Actinopteri; Cypriniformes; Cyprinidae. The transcript is spliced from 10 exons. The coding region runs from base 59 to 661 and encodes 200 amino acids.